Molecule: messenger RNA, 870 nt
Organism: Saxophila tyrrhenica
Lineage: Eukaryota; Fungi; Ascomycota; Dothideomycetes; Mycosphaerellales; Extremaceae
Product: beta transducin
Exons: 3
Coding region: 1-870 (289 amino acids)
Source: RefSeq, a predicted model, not a curated record
AUGGGCGGCAUUAAGAGGAAAGCGGGAAGUGAUGCGCCUUACAGACCGGCGGAGAAGAAGGUCGCAUCCCUCUCAUUGACGGCAAAGAAGGCUGCACCAUCCUUACAAUCGAAGAAGGCGGCUCCGGCUGCAUCGCAAGCAAAGAAAGGAGGACCAGGCCGCGUGUUGAAGGGCGGCAAGAAGUUGCUCGGCAACAAGAUUACACAAUCGAACGCAUCUAAGUCGCCGCUUCUUGCGCUUUCAGCAGAAAUUCGUAACCGCAUCUGGGACCUCGUAUUGUCCAAAGGCACAAUCCACAUCAACGCCAGUCCAGGCAAGCGUGGAACUCGUCGGACCACUGCUCACGGCAUCGAUUACCCUACCUAUACUGGCCGACGCUACAAUCUCGCUCUUUUGGAGAGUUGUCAGCAGAUUCGCCUAGAAGCGGCAUUGCUGCCCUUCGAGCUCAAUACCUUCUCGUUUCGCAAUUCGAAAGACCUCGACCACUUCACAGUGACACGCAUUCUCGGCCAGAAGAAGGCCAUUCUCAGCAUCACACUCGGCGGUAGCCUUAAGCCCGGCUGGAUCAAGCUGGUCGAGAAGAUGCCGAACUUGGAGGAUCUUACCUUCUUCUACCAGAAGUUCGCGACCAUCAGGAAUGAGAGCGACCGCUUCAAGGUGAUUCGAGGCAAACUGAUUGAGAUCUUCCUGGCGUUGCAACCACUCGAUCUGAUUCGUGUGACCACUGCCAUCUGCUUUGGCGACCCGACACGCGCGUACACGACCCCGAAGCAGUUGAAGCCGCUCUACGCGGAGCUGGAGGCCAUGAUCGCCAGCGAGCAGCAGAGCGACGGGGUGGAAGAGAACGAAGCUGUAGUAGCGCGGAAGUAG